This is a messenger RNA of Sphenostylis stenocarpa, 1578 nucleotides long. The record is from the annotation of a GenBank genome assembly. NCBI's taxonomy places the organism in Eukaryota, Viridiplantae, Streptophyta, Magnoliopsida, Fabales, Fabaceae.
AUGUUGGACAACUACGUGCUUGGAUGGAUCGUAUGCGCCACGCUGAGCAUAUUUGCGGUUCGCAAUUUCGUUUUCGCGCAGAAGAAAUGUUGCGCUUCGUCGGAGACCGACGCCGUUCUGUGCGCGGAAAACAUCACCACUGCUGCCGGAGAAUGCAGAUCCUCGAACCGCGACGGCGAAGUUGACGUCCUAAUUGUCGGAGCCGGUGUCGCGGGCUCCGCUCUCGCUUACACUCUCGGCAAGGAUGGACGUCGAGUACUUGUCAUUGAAAGAGAUCUGAGCGAACCAGACAGAAUAGUUGGAGAGUUGCUACAGCCUGGAGGCUAUCUCAAGUUGAUUGAGCUUGGACUUGAAGAUUGCGUGGAUAAAAUUGAUGCUCAACAAGUGUUUGGCUACGCUCUUUUCAAGGAUGGAAAACGCACAAGACUCUCUUAUCCGUUGGAAAAGUUUCACAAGGGUGUUGCUGGCAGAAGCUUUCACAAUGGUCGUUUUAUUCAAAGGAUGAGAGAGAAGGCCGCCUCCCUUCCCAAUGUACAACUGGAGCAAGGAACAGUUACUUCCCUACUUGAAGAAAAGGGAGUAAUUAAAGGCGUGCGGUACAAAAGCAAGGAUAAUCAGGAAUUAUCAGCUAGUGCACCCCUUACCAUUGUUUGUGAUGGCUGUUUCUCAAACCUGCGUCGUUCUCUUUGUAAUCCUAAGGUAGAUGUGCCCUCUUGUUUCGUUGGCCUAGUUUUGGAGAAUUGUGAACUUCCUUUUCCAAAUCAUGGCCAUGUCAUACUGGGAGAUCCUUCGCCAGUUCUGUUCUAUCCAAUAAGUAGUACAGAAAUCCGCUGUCUGGUUGAUGUUCCUGGUCAGAAAGUCCCGUCUAUUUCCAAUGGUGAAAUGGCAAAGUAUUUGAAGACAGUGGUAGCCCCACAGGUUCCUCAUGAGCUUCGUGACGCAUUCAUAGCUGCAGUGGACAAAGGCAGCAUCAGGACAAUGCCAAACAGAAGCAUGCCAGCAGCUCCUUAUCCUACUCCCGGAGCCCUGCUGAUGGGAGAUGCAUUCAACAUGCGCCAUCCUCUAACCGGUGGUGGCAUGACUGUGGCAUUAUCUGAUAUAGUAGUGCUACGAAAUCUUCUUAGGCCUUUGCGUGAUCUGAAUGAUGCACCCAGCCUCUGCAAAUACCUUGAAUCAUUCUAUACCUUGCGCAAGCCUGUGGCGUCCACUAUAAAUACUUUGGCAGGAGCCCUUUACAAGGUCUUUUGCGCAUCAUCUGAUCCAGCAAGGAAGGAAAUGCGCCAGGCUUGCUUCGAUUAUCUUAGCCUUGGAGGUCUAUUCUCGGAAGGGCCAGUCUCUCUGCUUUCCGGAUUAAAUCCUCGGCCCUUGAGUCUGGUUCUCCAUUUCUUUGCUGUUGCAAUAUAUGGUGUUGGCCGUUUACUGCUACCAUUUCCUUCACCUAAACGGAUAUGGAUCGGACUUCGAUUAAUUUCUAGUGCAUCUGGAAUCAUCAUGCCAAUAAUUAAGGCAGAAGGAGUCCGUCAGAUGUUCUUCCCUGCAACCGUUCCAGCUUACUACCGAAAUCCCCCGGCUGCUUAA